CAGUCUAGUAAUAUAUAGAAGUCUGUGGUUUUGCAUUAUUACCGCAUGGAGGUCUUCAAUGUCAAUUCGGAGUUCACCCGUUACUCCUCCUGAUCGUACAUACGAAAAAUACCGGUGUGACCGCUCUCGCAGCUCUCACCGCUUCUCUGCUGACAUUUAAAAAUCGCUGACUGCCACAAAGAGUGUGAAUCCAUGGAUAUCGUGUAUACAUAUAUUAUAAAUGUUUGUGUGAUAAAGCGGUGAACUAGGUUUGGGAGUGAGUUUUGAUAUGAUCGCUCGCUCUCUCUAUCGUAUGAACAUUAUGGAUAGACGAAAUAACCGCGAAGUGGUGACGGUAUUAUUCCUGUGUCUGCUGUGGUAUGUGAUAUCUAGCAGCAGCAACGUUGUCGGUAAGAUGCUGUUGUCCGAGUUCCCGUAUCCGCUCACCGUCACCAUGGUCCAAUUAACCUCGAUCACUCUUUAUUCCGGCCCAUUCUUCAAUCUAUGGGGCGUGAGACGAUAUUCGUCCAACAUAACGUGGAGCUAUUAUUUACGGCUCAUCGUACCCUUAGCCUUAGGCAAAUUCCUCGCAAACGUGUUCAGCCACGUCAGCAUUUGGAAAGUACCUGUUUCCUAUGCUCACACUGAAGUUUGGCUCUGUCCCAGUGAAGGCUACAAUGCCCCUCUUUACGGUAGCUCUAUCAAGAAUAAUACUUCAAGAACAACAGACAUGGAAAGUCUACUUGAGCCUUGUACCAAUAGUCGGUGGUGUAGCGAUUGCUACGCUGACAGAGCUUAGUUUCAACAUGAUUGGCCUGAUAAGUGCAUUAGCAUCUACUAUGGCGUUUUCCUUGCAGAAUAUUUAUUCAAAAAAGGUACUGCAUGAAACAGGGAUACAUCACUUACGGCUACUGCACAUACUUGGCCGUCUGGCUCUGUUUAUGUUUUCACCAAUUUGGGGUGUAUACGAUCUAUAUCGUUUGAUAUAUGAACCGAUGAUGAGACCAUCAGUAGAGAUGAGUUAUUACAUAUUAGGAUUGUUAUUUUUAGAUGGUAUAUUGAACUGGUUUCAGAACAUUAUCGCGUUUUCUGUGUUAUCUAUUGUAACUCCUUUAACAUAUGCGGUAGCCAGCGCGAGCAAACGCAUAUUUGUGAUCGCAGUAACGUUACUCAUACUUGGCAAUCCAGUUACAUGGCUGAAUAUAUUUGGGAUGACUAUGGCUAUAAUUGGGGUAUUGUGUUACAAUAAUGCUAAAUAUAAUCAGAAGUUGGAGAAACAAAAAGAGACAAUUCUUCCAAAAUAUUAUAAUCCAACUCAGAAUGGUAAUAACAGUUCCUUCAUGGUAAAUGGAUUUGCCAGUAAACAAUAUCAAUCAUUUGCAAUCUAGUCUCAAUUAAUAGUUUUAUUUUGACAAACUCAUGUAAGUUUUCUAUAUCAGUGAAAUCUAUCCUUUUCAUUUGUCUGUGGAUUAGUUUCAUUCGCGCAAUAAAAUAUAACCUGAUUUGUUAUAUAUGCAUAUAAUUGGCUAGAUACAUAGAAGAAACUCAUGACCAAUUAUUGUGUGUAUUUUUGAUUUGCAUAAAUAUUGCAGGAAAAUGUGGUUUAUAUUUCUUGGAUUGCGAAAAUCAAUAUUUCUUAGCUAAUAAAAAAUAUUCUAUAUUUUCGUUCUACAUUUGUUGUGAUAAAUUCGAUUUGGUUUCUCAAUUUUAAAACUGAACCUGCUGGUAAGGUAUAAUAGCAUUGUUUAAAAAUAUGGUCUUUUAGCUGAUUGCUGGUUCAAUUAGCAUUAACCACGAAACUGAUUACAUUCCUGCAAAUCGAUCUUAGUAUAUAUGAAAAAUAUGUAAUAUGUUUUAACAUCUUGUAUUCUCACAUAUUUGAUGCAUAUUUAUUAAUAUAUAGAAAUUACAUUGUGAAAAUUGUGUUGAAUUAUCUAAAUAAUUAAACAGUUACAAUACAGUUUAUGUAUUUGUGAUUU
This is a messenger RNA of Formica exsecta, 1958 nucleotides long. RefSeq names its product solute carrier family 35 member E1 homolog. The coding region runs from base 615 to 1367 and encodes 250 amino acids. Gene Ontology annotation, molecular function: antiporter activity. The transcript is spliced from 3 exons. Gene Ontology annotation, cellular component: Golgi apparatus. The record is from RefSeq and is a predicted model, not a curated record. NCBI's taxonomy places the organism in Eukaryota, Metazoa, Arthropoda, Insecta, Hymenoptera, Formicidae.